This is a messenger RNA of Diversispora eburnea, 667 nucleotides long. The record is from the annotation of a GenBank genome assembly. NCBI's taxonomy places the organism in Eukaryota, Fungi, Glomeromycota, Glomeromycetes, Diversisporales, Diversisporaceae.
UUAGAACAACAUGAAAUCGCAUUAAAAGUUUUAAUAAAUGAUCUAAAAGAUUAUCGAGGAGCUGAAAUAUUUUGUUUACAGGCUGGUCGCGUAAUUGGUAUCCGAAAAGGAGCACCGAAGAAACGAGCUUCCAAAAAGAUAGAUGAAAAAAGUCUUAUAACAAAAAGACGAACCUUAUUUUUAACCUUACUAAAAGUUUAUCUUGAAAUGGAUAAUAGGGAUGAAAUGGUAGAUAUUAUAAUUCAUUUAUUAAAUACCCAAGCAGUGUAUUUGGACAUAAUGGAGGUUUUAUCUCUAUUACCAGAAUAUUGGUCUAUAGAAAUGUUAAAUAAUUUCUUAGUUCGUUCACUUAGACAAAGUUAUCAUAAUUAUAGAGAAGGACAAAUUCUUAAAGGAUUAUGUCGAGGUGAAAACUUAAUGAUAAAAUAUGAAUUAUCUCAAGCCUAUCAAGAUAUUGGACCUAUUAUUAUAACGCAGAAUGUAGUUUGCGCUUCAUGCAAGAAACAUAUUAGUGGAGCUGAAUUUAUGAGACAACCCAAUAAUGAUAUCAUACAUGUUCAAUGUGAUUUUGACAAAUCGAAUCGUGAUAAUUCUUUGGAAAUUGUUGAUUCCACCACCACCACUCCAUCUACAUCUAAUAUCGAAGAAUCGAAAGCAAUUCCAUUGA